AUGUCUUCAAGAACAGCAGCCGCUGCUUCUUCCUCAGGUGGAAACUCCACACUAGGAUCAGCAACUCCAUCAUUAGACGACAAGCCAGAGAGAAUCGCACGUUCGGAAGAUAACUUCAACAACACUGAUCCAGAGAAGGGUUCAGAACCCACCAGUCCACCUCCCGAACAAGUCAGAACAGUUACUGGUUGGAAAUGGAUUCUCGUUUGUGUUGGCUUCUAUGUCGCUACCUUCUUGUACGGCUUGGACAAUACAAUUGCCGCUGAUAUUCAAUCGGCUGUACUUGGUACAUAUGGUGAUAUCUCAAAGCUGUCUUGGUUGGGCACUGGGUUCCCAUUAGGUUCUAUCGCUACAAUCUUAACCAUUGGUAAAGCUUAUGGUACUUUCAAUGUCAAGUGGACCCAUGUCGUUUCAGUCUUUAUCUUCAUCGUCGGUAGUGCUGUAUGUGGUUCGGCUCCAAACAUGAAUGCACUCAUUGUUGGAAGAGUCAUUGCUGGUAUUGGAGGAGCUGGCAUGUAUCUUGGAACCCUGAAUCUAGUCGCCAUCAAUACUACCAUUCUCGAACGUCCUCUCUAUCUAGGAGGCGUGGGUAUUACCUGGGGUCUCGGAACGAUUCUUGGUCCUGUGAUUGGAGGAGCUUUUGCUGAUUCAGCAGCAACCUGGAGAUGGGCCUUCUAUAUCAAUCUCGUCAUCUUCGCUAUCGCAGUACCGGCACUUCUUUUGAUUCCGUCAUUUGAUCCACAACCUGACCUGGAUGUACGCCACAAACUUAGACACGUUGACUGGAUUGGAGCUCUAUUGAAUGCUGGUCUCUUUACUUCAUUCGUCAUGGCCCUUACCUUUGGUGGUGCUAACUGGGCUUGGAACGACGGCCGUACCAUUGGUACAUUUGUCGCCUGCGGUGUCAUCUUCAUCGUUUUCGCAAUCCAACAAACAUUCUGCAUCUUCACCACACCCGAAGACCGAUUAUUCCCAGUUCAAUUCCUCAAAUCACGAACCAUGGUUCUCCUAUUCAUCUGCACCGCCGCAGCAGGAACAGCACUCUUCGUCCCAAUCUUCUACAUCCCUCUCUUCUUUCAAUUCGCCAAGGGUGACGAUGGAAUCGAAGCCGCCGUCAGACUUUUGCCAUUCAUCGUCCUGUACAUUGUAUCCGUCAUGGCUCAAGGAGUAUUGAUGCCCAAGUUUGGUUACUACUGGCCCUUCUUCGUCAUCUGGGGCGUGUUCGCACUCGCUGGAGGCGCCGCCAUGACCACCGUCACCACCUCCACAACCGCAGGUUCCAUUUACGGAUGGAGUAUUCUCAUCGCCAUCGGCUGCGGUAUGACCACCCAAGCAUCCUACAGCAUCGCCCCCGCAAUCCUCGGCCGAGAUGGUCGUGGCUCAGAAGUCCCAGCCUCAAUCGGUUACAUCAACGUAGCUCAAAUCGGCGGUGUAGUCAUUGGACUAGCGGUCUCCGGUGCAGUCUUCCAGAACACCGCCUUUAUCAAGGUCAGUGAGGCGUUUGCAGGUCAAGGUUUCACCACCGAACAACUUCGAAGUGCAACGGCGGGUUCUCAAAGUGCUAUUUACGCAACAGUGUCCCAAGAAUUGAGAGAUAAGGCCAUUGAGGGGAUCGUGGAGGCAAUGGAUAAAACUUAUUACUUGGUUGUGUCCGGUGCAGCUCUAACGCUCAUCUUGAGUUUCUUUUUGAAGCGCGAGAGAUUGUUCAUGGAGAUGGCUGUUGGUGGAUAA
Molecule: messenger RNA, 1731 nt
Organism: Sclerotinia borealis F-4128
Lineage: Eukaryota; Fungi; Ascomycota; Leotiomycetes; Helotiales; Sclerotiniaceae
Source: the annotation of a GenBank genome assembly